Aspergillus bombycis is the source of this 2100-nucleotide messenger RNA. RefSeq lists its product as uncharacterized. The record is from RefSeq and is a predicted model, not a curated record. The transcript has a single exon. The coding region runs from base 1 to 2100 and encodes 699 amino acids. Lineage: Eukaryota; Fungi; Ascomycota; Eurotiomycetes; Eurotiales; Aspergillaceae.
AUGCCACCCCGUCGACCGGUGUCGCCGCUUACUCUGGAAACAUGCUCUCCGCCAACUUCCGAUCUAGACAAUGGUGGCCUUCUUGGUUCCGACGAUGAGCUGAAUGAUGAGGAACGUGAUGCGCAGCGCCAGAGGAUUGAGAAACUUGCCGAGUCAUAUCUCCAGGGCAAACCCCUCUUCAUUCUCUCAGCUUCUCUACGGGGACGCUUCGAUGAAGGCUGGGUAAACCCUUGGAAGACCAAUAGAAAGCGAGCGAUACCACCUUGCCACAAGACGAUACUGCCACCCAAAGAGCCCGAGAUUCCAGCAAGCCCUGUGAUACAUGAAACGAACUCUCGGAGAAGAAGAACAUACCAAGAGCCUCGGGAAGUCCGCGAUUCGAGACCACCCACUGUCGCUCCAGAUUCAGAUAUCCAUGUGUCAGGUCAUAGAAGAGAUGCUUCUGCUCGCCUCGGUCGCUCGUGUGAUAAACGUAAUAGAAAGUCGGUUUCUCCGAGCACGCCUCGGACGUCAAUACCGUGGGCAAGACCAGGCGAUUCGAACGCACAGUUGCAGCCUGCCAGCACUUUGGGACUCCCAAACGAAGCUUGGUUGAAGAAAGACCGGAAACAAAUUAGCUUUCAAAAUGUUGAUCUGCCCACAUCACCAACAACAACAUUGUCAUCCCGCUACUCAACCAAGAGUCGCGCCUCCAAAGACGCUAGAAACAACAGCCAGACUACAUCAUUUGAGCAUGAAGAGAGAUCCUUUUCAGAACGUCGCACAUCAUUUUCCCCUGCACAUGAUGGCCCUGGUUCUGACCCUCUCGAUAUCAGCCGUAUCCCAAACAGUAUCGCCUCUUCCCCUGCCAAGGAGCAGCACCUUCCCGGUCUUGGAAUAGAAGCGACCACCUCCGGAGCGGUGAGCCAAGGCCCUUCAUUCUGUGUCCUUGCGCCGUCGUCGCACCUACCGCAGUUUGAGUACCGUCGGAGGAAGUCUCGUGUCUCCAACGAAACAAGAGGCUCCAAAUCCCCCAUCGCCGGGGAUCUGGACGCUGAAGAAGAGCCACGCCCAUCAGAUUUCGCAAAAGGUAGCAAGCCUCCGGAACAAGAGGUCAUAUCUCUACAAGAUACGUUUUUGGCCCAUCCCAAUAGACAUGGCCGGUCCGAGGCCGACAAAGACCCUAAAGACCUUUUCAUUUCUACCAGCACUACUAAAGCGAUUGGUAAUAUAUCUAUUUCUCAGUCGGCGAAGUUUCGAUCUACAAGUAUUGUGAAUAAGGGUAUUGCUAGUGAGAGGUUGCCGUCAGCUCAACAAGUGCGUGUAAACCCAACCAUGACAGACAUCACGUCCCUGCAUUCGAUUGCAUUACCGAGAAGCAAUUCGGAGUAUGACGGCGACACCAUCCCCGAUCCUCAAUUCUCUACUCAGGCAGCUCUCCUGCACGCACAGAGGUCGUUCCAGAAUGACCUCGACAGCCCGGAACACGAUAUAGCAUCUCCAGAAAGACAACAUACUUCCAAUUCCUCCAACCUUUCUUCACCUAUUGCGAAGGAUAUUACUCCUUUCCAUCGACUGUCCACACCCAAUAGAGCUGGAGGAAGUAGCGGGGUAAAGGCACCUAUGACUGCCGGCCAGUGGCAAAGCACCCAGUGCAUGAUUGAUGCGGUUACGCCGUUUACCUUCAGUACAGAAAAGAAGCGAAACCGUCGGACUAUGUCCCCAGUGAAGCACUUAACAGCUAGAAAGAAAUUAAAAAUUGCCAGCUUUAAGCUAUCAUCACCACCCUCGUCAGCUUCUAGUGAGGCGCAUUGCGAACAGGACAAUAACUACAUACACUCAAGUCCUCUUCACCGUCGGUCUCCUGGGCAUGAGACACAGCAUAGCGUACUUCCAAUGACAUUAACGGGUACAACACCACCUACCGCUCAGGUAGGGCAGCAAGGCUUUCCAGGUAGCGAUAGCUUUAACCUUGCUCAGGCGAUCGCCGACGCAGGCAGCUGGCUGCAGCAGAGCUUCGACCUCAACAAGGAUCUCAGACUCUGUGAAACUUCCAAUUCAGGUCCAACUUCUUCAGCUGGCACACGGCGAUCUACAAUGGGCGUGGAUAGUAAAAAGUGA